Molecule: messenger RNA, 1356 nt
Organism: Sebastes umbrosus (honeycomb rockfish)
Lineage: Eukaryota; Metazoa; Chordata; Actinopteri; Perciformes; Sebastidae
Gene: znf706
Product: zinc finger protein 706
Exons: 3
Coding region: 166-396 (76 amino acids)
Source: RefSeq, a predicted model, not a curated record
AAGUUUUGUGUGUCGUAACUUCCGGUGACGUAGUGCUGACUCUUCCCGAGUGUCCCUGAACGCACCAGUAGCCUUCAGCUGUCUGCUAACUGAGCAGCUGUCACUCUGAGAGUGUUUGCGCCCAACAAACCACACAAACUGUUACCUUUAACAGGCUUUGCCAGAAUGGCACGCGGGCAUCAGAAGCUUCAGUCUCAGCAGAAAAACGCCAAGAAACAGGCGGAGAUGAAGAAGGCCAAGGGUCACGAUCAAAAGACGGCAGCCAAGGCAGCGCUAGUGUUCAGCUGCUCUGUGUGCAAGUCCCAGAUGCCAGACCCAAAAACCUUCAAGCAACACUUCGAGAGCAAGCACCCAAAAUCCCCUCUGCCUGCCGAGUUAGAGGGAGUGGAGGCAUAAACUGUCACCCUGGAACCGGAUUCCUUCAAGGCCCUGCACCAUCUCUGCACUUGUCUCAGUCUGACAGCAAUGGAUGAUUUGAUGUUAUUAACAUGAAGCGGUUAUCUUCAUUUAGGCUUUCACAGGCCAGGUUGCCUUUAACACGAUGCUUCCUCCCAUCCAGUCCUCUUUUUCGCUCAUGUUUAAAUACACGCGGGACUAAACUUAAAUGCCGGUUUUAAUUUCAGGGCCACUGAAGACCUAUACGAUCCAGGAACAAUCCAAGUGAUUUCUCGUUUCAUCCACACCGUUUUUCAGAACAGAUGCCUCACUGCCCUGAUGUGUUGUGCACAUAGGAGUAUUUCUUGCUGCUAGCGCUUGUACCUCUCUAUCUGAAUGGAUUGAAUUGACUGAUUAAACCUUCAUAGCAAAUAUGACACAUGAGGUAAACACAUACAGUGUCCUCAAACAAAGCACGGAUUCGGCUUGGGUGGGAGAAUUCAGAUAUUUAAAUUUGCUGCUAUCAAAGCAAUGACAAACGUGACCUCGUCUAUUUUAUUUGUGCUUUGAGUAUUGAAUCAAAAGGAGGCUGUGACAUUUUUUUUUCUCAUAUCAGUUGUUGAAUAUGGAACUCCUCCUCAGCGCUGUCUGCUGGUAUACUGCAAUCUUUCAUCUACCUAAUCCUAAUUUCAUGUCACAAAAAUGUGAAAUUUCGCUAGCCAUUUCCAAGCUGCUACAUGAAUUGUAAGUUAAUAAAAUUUUACGGGAGUGUGUCGGAGACAUGUGUACGCUUGGAAAAUGAAUGAAUGCUCCAAUGAUGUAUUAUAGCAUUUUAUUAAAUUUUACUUUGUGGUAUAUCUGCGUUUCUCUAGAAAGUGUUUCUUUUCAUAAAAUGGCAUAUUUUCUGCCUUCUGGGUGUUGUAGGAUGCACCCUUGUUUGUUUUUCUACUUUGGUGGACUAAAAUUCACUUUUUGCUUUCA